AUGGCUCCCUUUAUCACCAAGUUCGAACCGUACGAACCGGAGGAGUACGUCAUCGAUAAGAAAAGCGGUACGAAGAGCCCUGCGCGCCUAGAGAAAAUCGCGAUCGUCGGGUCUGGGAGCUGGGGUACUGCGCUUGCGCGUGUUGCUGCAUUGAACGCGGCCGAGCGGGAGGGAUUUGAUCCCGAGGUCAGGAUAUGGGUUAGGGAGCAUGAGAUACCCGGACGAGGCAAGCUCACGGAGAUAUUCAACCGGACGCACCGGAACGAGAGGUACCUGCCCGAUGUCGAUCUUCCCGAGAACCUCGUUGCGGUGCCCAGCCUGAAGGAAACCGUGCGGGGCGCGACGCUCAUUCUGAUCGUCGUGCCGCACCAGUACCUUCCUGGCAUCCUCGAAGAGCUCAAGGAACCCGGUCUGAUCAGCUCGGGGGCCCGAGCCAUCUCAGCGAUCAAAGGAGUAGAAGUCGUGAUCCAGAAGGGCGCGCCUCAAGGGACCGCCCGCAUCUACACGUACCCCUCAGUCAUCGAGAAGGAGCUUGGUAUCCCAUGCACGGCCCUCGGGGGCGCCAACAUCGCGCUCGACGUCGGACGGGGGGAGUUCUGCGAGACGACUAUCGGUGUGCUGAGCGCGAAAGACGCGGCGCUGUGGCAUGCUGUAUUUGAUGGCCCCACAUUUAGGGUGCACCCCAUCGAAGACGUGGCAGGUGUCAGCCUGAGUGGAGCGCUCAAGAACGUUGUUGCGCUCGCGGCAGGAUUUGUAGAUGGGAUGGGUCUCGGGGGUAAUAAUAAAGCCGCGAUUUUGAGGAUUGGGCUUUUGGAGAUGUCCACGUUCACGUUGGAGUUUUUUCCUGGGAGUUCCCCGUUGACGUUUUCGCAUCACUCUGCUGGUGUGGCGGACCUUAUUACAACGUCGUUUGGUGGUCGUAAUCGUAAAUGUGCUGAGGCGUUUAUCAAGAGCAAGCCUGAGUAUUCUGGAGUUAAACCAGAGCAACGAGGCAAGACUUUCGAGCAACUCGAAAAGGAACUUCUGAACGGGCAGAAACUCCAAGGAACACUCACUUCACGAGAAGUGUUCGAGUUCCUGGAGGCGCGAGGACGCUUGGAGGGAUACCCGCUUUUCGAGAAGGUGUAUAGGAUCUCCUUUGAGGAGAUGGACCCGAAGAGAUUAUUCGAAGAUCUCUAG
Messenger RNA from Guyanagaster necrorhizus, 1179 nucleotides. Its product is annotated as NAD-dependent glycerol-3-phosphate dehydrogenase. Lineage: Eukaryota; Fungi; Basidiomycota; Agaricomycetes; Agaricales; Physalacriaceae. The record is from RefSeq and is a predicted model, not a curated record. Gene Ontology annotation, cellular component: cytosol; nucleus. Gene Ontology annotation, biological process: glycerol-3-phosphate catabolic process; carbohydrate metabolic process. The transcript has 4 exons. The coding region runs from base 1 to 1179 and encodes 392 amino acids. Gene Ontology annotation, molecular function: glycerol-3-phosphate dehydrogenase [NAD(P)+] activity; protein homodimerization activity; NAD binding.